Esox lucius (northern pike) is the source of this 1270-nucleotide messenger RNA. RefSeq lists its product as uncharacterized. The transcript has 5 exons. The record is from RefSeq and is a predicted model, not a curated record. The coding region runs from base 231 to 980 and encodes 249 amino acids. NCBI's taxonomy places the organism in Eukaryota, Metazoa, Chordata, Actinopteri, Esociformes, Esocidae.
UUUUAUUUCUAGCAUCUAAAUCCACGUCUUUAUUAUAAAUGCCUGAAUUUAAAAAUGCAGUAUAAUCAAUUUAGCAGCAUGUUUAAUUCAUUAUUACUAAUGGAAAUAUUUUAAACAGUUAUAGCUGUAAGAUACUAGUAUUAUUGAAGUUAAGACUGAUAGGAGUUUCUCAAUGCACAAGGAGCUGUCAACACUGCUCAAGGAACCCAAGGCACAGCCCUGACUACAAAAUGAAACUUCGUAAGCAAACAAGUUGUAUGAAUGUGGAUUUAAUCCUGUACGCAUUCGAUAGUUUCAAUUGUUCCGUGUUUGUAAUCUGCAUGUUUGAUGUUUUCAUUCUGGUUCAAUUCAUCACUAUAGCUGCUGUUCGGUUGAAUUCCACACCUGUUUCAAUCCCUCAACACACGCCCGUCCGCCACGGUCGCUACCUUAUGGUCACUCCCCUGACUUUACCAAACAUCUCACCUGCCUCUGAGCUGACAGUCAGCCAGUCGGUCCCCAGACUGGACCCCCUCCACCCUCCUCGGGUCCCUAAACGGACAGUCAGCCUGGAGACCCCUGCUGUGCAUCAUCACAACCACCAGAGGGUGCUGGUGAUGCAGCGGAAGGUCCACUGUAGGUAUCAUCAGGUUUGGAGAAGGCCAUUCUAUGGCUCCUGCACUGAGAGAGAAGAGUACAAGGAAGAGGUCCGCCAGCAGCUGAAGAGACAAAUGGAGGAAAAGAGGGCAGAGCUUAUGCGGCAGCUAGCCAGUAAGGCUGAGGAGGCCGAGCUCUUACAGGAAGUGGAUCGCUUGGCUCUGUCUAGAGAGAGACACCAAAAGAUCCAGUACAGCAGAGAGAUGAGCCACUACAGAGAUGAGAACAAGAAGCUUAUGGAGCAGAGCUGGAGGGACAGGGCACUGAUUCGCUCUCUGGAGGCCAAGAGGGAAAGAGACCUGCUGCGCCACAACCCCAUCAAUUGGAGUGGCACGCUGAAAUAGAAGUCAGAUAAAUUCCAUCUCCCUUACAGUGGCUGGCUCUGUGUGGGACGUCUGGCAGCUGUGGUGUUUCGUCUCCGUGUCUGGUCCUCAGCGAUGGUUCAAACUGUUUUCAAUGGCAUGUCAAAGAAAACUGAUGGAAGAUGGUACUGUAAAAGAAAUCUGAACACUGGAAACUCUGAAUUUGUCCUUCUUUAAUAAUGCCAAGUGCAGCGGAAACAUCCUUACACACACACGCACGCACACACACACGGCCCAGUACCUAACAACAUGAUUAACAAUUAAAAUGAAUA